Labeo rohita (rohu) is the source of this 1707-nucleotide messenger RNA. RefSeq names its product gamma-glutamylaminecyclotransferase B-like. The transcript is spliced from 2 exons. Lineage: Eukaryota; Metazoa; Chordata; Actinopteri; Cypriniformes; Cyprinidae. The record is from RefSeq and is a predicted model, not a curated record. Bases 78 to 605 code for a protein of 175 amino acids. Gene Ontology annotation, molecular function: gamma-glutamylaminecyclotransferase activity.
UCAUGACGCACAAACGCGGAAGUGUUUGUUGAAAUCUAUAGGGAUUGUUUCAUCUGCGUUUUAAUCCUGUUUGGUUAAUGAAAGGAUCCCUUAUAUUACCGCUCACUGUCAGUGUCAUCUGUCCUGCAGUUGACAUGACUCUUGUCUUUGUGUACGGCACGCUGAAGAAAGGCCAGCCCAACUACUUCAGGAUGAAGAAGCUUGUCAAUGGUCAGGCUAUCUUCCAUGCUCACGCUCAAACCGUAGAGCCAUACCCGCUCGUGAUCGCCACCAAAUACAACAUCCCCUUCCUGCUCAACAUGCCCGGGACUGGUCAACGUGUCUAUGGUGAGAUCUACCGCGUGGACCAGAAGAUGCUGGAGUUUCUGGACAAGUUUGAAGGUUGUCCAGAGAGGUACCAGCGCACCAAGGUCCAGCUGGAGGUGCAGGACGGCGACGGUGAAGGAGAAAACACACUGAAGCCUGGAAGCAUCGUGGAGGCGUUUGUGUACAGCAAGAAUACAUAUGAACCCGAGUGGCUCCAGACACCAACAUAUGAGAGUUAUGAUGCGUACGGUGAUCACGGACUGACAUAUGUGAUUCCUGAGGACAGAAGCCCUGAGUAAUGACUGUAUAGGUUCUGCUUACCAUGCUCCAAAAUUAACAUUUUAAAUUUGAUCUUGCAUUUUUACAUGCAAUAUUGUAGUUUUGACAUAUUCAUGUAUGGAAUAUUUCAGAACACAGACAAAAAAUGAUCAACUUCUGAUCUAGGAUUUACAUUCUCCAGGAUCUGAUCAUUUAGUUUUAUAAACUAUUGGCAAGUGUUUGAUUUUUAGUGUAGUGUCAGAUGGUAUAUUAAUGUUGUGGUACCAUAAAAAGCAGAUUUGUAAGGAAAUAUACAUUCAAAGAACUUUAAAAGAUUCAGCUGUAAAAGUAACUGGGAUCUAUUAUAAAAUAUAAAACAUUAUGGACUAUACUUCAGUACUGUAUGUGUAUAUUCAGAUAUCAGGUACUUGUACACAUGCUGUACUUCUGUUUAUUUGUAUAUAUGCUGUAGAAGUGUUUGUUACUAUUACAAACUGCACUUUACAAUAAAAUUCAAUAAUUCAGAAUGUUUUUGUAAAUUGGAGCGUGACAAUGGAGUUGAGGAUCCAAAUGCAGGCUUUAUUUUACCAAGGUGUGUGCAAACAGACAGGGCCCAACAACAGCAAAACAACAACAUCCAUCCAAGGUAAACACAAAAGAGUAAUCCAAGAAACAGGCAGAAAACAAUUCAAAACAAGGUAAACAGCCCAAGGUCAAAAACACGAAGGUAAGGAAACCAGGAAACAAACUGAGGCUGAAGAAAAUAUACAAUACUCAGCAAUGAGUGUGUGAGAGUGUCCAACUUAAAUAGUCCUCCUGAUUGGAAACAGGGUUAUGGGAAAUGGAGUCCAGAGUAUCUUUAUCUUUCAUAUUGUAAUAGAGUUUGGGUGAGUACUUUUUUCUACUCUUCAAAAAAUAUUUAUCCUUCAGAAGUGUUUUGUUAGGAUUACAACCCAAUCAAACGCAUAUCUGCUUCAUUUCAUAAACUUUCUUACUAUUUUUUUUUUUUUCAUGUAUAAGAUAUUUUCAAAUGAGGGUAACAUAUAGAAUGUAUUUUAAAAUAAAUUCACUGUUAUUUAACUCAUAGAUUUUCAAAUUUUCAUCUUCCUAAAGUUCUCACUUGUAGAGGUCAAUUACUAAGAU